AUGUCUGAACCAGUUGCUAAACAACAAAAAUUGUCACAAUCUUUAAAAAUCCAAUUACGUUCAGAAGACGCUACAGUUCCAACCAAGGGUUCAAAGACAGCCGCUGGUUACGAUAUCUAUGCCUCCAAGGAAUGUAUCAUUCCAGCCGAAGGACAAGGUAUGGUCUCCACUGAUAUCUCUUUCACCGUACCAGUUGGUACUUACGGUAGAAUUGCACCAAGAUCCGGCCUAGCUGUUAAGCAUGGUAUUCAAACAGGUGCUGGUGUCGUUGAUAGAGAUUACACUGGUGAAGUCAAGGUUGUUUUGUUUAACCACUCUAAGAACGAUUUCAAGAUUGUUAAGGGCGACAGAGUUGCUCAACUAAUUCUAGAAAAAAUUGUCGAUGAUGCAGAAAUCGUCGUUGUCGAAUCAUUGGAAGAUAGUGAUAGAGGUGCUGGUGGUUUCGGUUCCACAGGUAAAUAG
Messenger RNA from Maudiozyma saulgeensis, 462 nucleotides. NCBI's taxonomy places the organism in Eukaryota, Fungi, Ascomycota, Saccharomycetes, Saccharomycetales, Saccharomycetaceae. The record is from the annotation of a GenBank genome assembly.